Pyrenophora tritici-repentis Pt-1C-BFP is the source of this 1602-nucleotide messenger RNA. RefSeq names its product DUF3425 domain containing protein. NCBI's taxonomy places the organism in Eukaryota, Fungi, Ascomycota, Dothideomycetes, Pleosporales, Pleosporaceae. The record is from RefSeq and is a predicted model, not a curated record.
AUGGCGUCGCCGGGCGAGGCAGAUACUCCCGAAGGGGCCCCGAGGGAUGAUGGGUCCGCCGAUGGCCAGUCUAACAACAAAAAGCGCAGGACAGGCCCCAACUCGCGUGGCGUCGCCAACCUCACGCCCGAACAACUCGCCCGCAAACGCGCAAACGACCGCGAAGCUCAGCGCGCAAUCAGGGAGCGCACCAAAAACCAGAUCGAUCGCCUGAACCAGCGCAUACGUGACCUGGAGAGUCAGCAGCCCUACAAUGACCUACAGGUGGUGCUGCGCGAGAAGGAAGCCGUCUUGGCCGAGAACGCAGACAUCAAGAAGCGACUAGAGAGCGUCCUGAGCAUCAUCCAGCCCAUCGUGCGCGCUACGACCGGACUCAACGAAUUGGCAGCUGCCGCCGAAAGGUCGCCCCUUCCCCUUCAUCCCCCCCACCAGCUACGCGACGCGCCUGUGCAACCUACCGACUCACGUCACUUCCACGUCGUCUCCCACGACUCGCCCCAGAACGGUGUACAUUCACCCCAGGUGCCCGAAGGAGCUAGGUCAUGGAUAUACUCCAACGAGGCCCCCACGAGCCAUUUGCGCCGAUACUCAAACGGAAGCCCCGGCCCACACUUUGAGCAGUCGAGAACGCCCAAUAUACAGUCGGAGAUGCCCUUUGACGAGCGCUUGGGAGUCGACUUCUUGCUCGACAAUGGUCAGCCAAGGGCUUUGGAUCCAAAUCUGCCCCCGCCGCAGCAGCCACGACCAAGUAAUGUCAGUAGCAGCCGGCAUGCACAGUAUGCGCCCGAUAUGGUGGCCCAUCUCACCCUCCCUCGGAACCUCCCCGCUACCUGUCCAUUGGACGUCAUCUUGCUCGACUUCCUACAGGAUCGCCAGAACCGGGCCGCGGAAGGCGCCCCGCUGAAGACUCUGGUUGGGCCCACUUACCCAAACUUCACCUGUCUCGCUUACCCGGACCGUGCUGUUGAGUCGCAUCCCCUGUCGAAGCUGUUCACCGACAUCCUAAGGACCUUUCCGGACAUAUGCGGAACUCCGGAGCAAGUCGCUAUAGUAUUCAUCAUGUUUCUGGUGAUGCGCUGGCAGAUUGAGCCUACCCAAGAGAACUACGAUCGGCUACCGCACUGGACCACGCCGCGUCCUUCCCAGCUGUUUACUGCUCAUCCUCUGUGGAUCGACCACCUGCCUUGGCCCCGUCUCCGCGAUAAGCUCAUUGCUUGCCAACCACCGAUAUCCUUUGAAAACUUCUUCAUUCCAUUUACCACCACCAUAUCGCUGAAUUGGCCUUAUCCACAUCGCGACUGCCUGCUCCCCGCUUCAAAGGUCCGAACAAACACCCUCUCAACAACCUCCUCCCUAGCCGCUUCGUCGCCUUUCUCCACACAUGUCAAUGCCGGCUCGCCACAGGGGCCCGCAACCCCAGGUGCUAGUACGCCUGGCGGACUCGCAUCCAUUGGUCCGCUGUCCAAAGAAGAUGACCAGUGGCUCAUUAACCCGGCAUUUGAGUCGCACCUCCGCGACCUGAACAACUGGACCCUCGGACCCAGUUUCAGAGGCCAAUUCCCCCAGUUUGCCGAUUGCGUCAAGAUCAAAGAGGGGAGGUGA